AUGCUUUUCUGGUUGUAUUUACCAGACUUGGCUUCAGAGGAAAUAAAUGUAUUGCUUUCUGAUCUCUUGCGAAUGAGGAUUAAGCCCACUCAACCAUGCAUCCGCAAGAUCUAUGCUGAUGUCUUGCAAACUUUAAAGUCGACAAUACAAUCUGCAGGAUGGUAUCCCAAAAUCCAAAAUCAAGAGCAUGCAAUUGAUACUGAAGUCAACUGUUUGGAGACUAUCCUACACAAUUUGGCAGACCUACCAACUAAUAAUAACUCCAGUCAGAGAGUUGCUUUGAAGGAUCACUUGGAUAUCCUUCAAAUGAUGCUCAACCUCUUGAGAGGAAAUAUCUUCCAUGUGACGAUACAAGAUCUUGAAUUUCUUUUUCCAGAUAUCGAGACUAUGGUUAUUGAUGUCGGACUUAUGGUUUACUCGUUACAGGAAGGCGAGGAGGCGAAGGAAGACAUGGCACUGGGAGUAGCGAACCCUGCACCAGUUCUGGAUUUGUCGGGCAACCUUCAACAUAUAAGAACAACAAUCUACCUCACCAUUCGGAAGGUGUUUCAAUCUAACUUGCCAAGGAUUCAUGGGCUAGGCUAUGUUGAUUUCCUUUUAAACAACCUCAAGGAGCUCCAAGACCGUUAUGCAGAUUCACUCGCUUCUGUCAAGAACCAAGUUCAAAUAAUUCAAAAGGAACUCAAGAGCUUGCAACCAUUUCUAGUGGAUAUUGCAGAAGAGCGGCACGAUGGCGGUGACAAAUUUCAUCGUUGUGCUACACAAUUAAUUGGCAAAGCAUAUGAGGUAGAAUACAUAGUUAAUGCUUUUAUAAGCAAAGAAGGUCCUCUCUGGUGCCUUGAGCGUUGGCUUUUGGAUAUCAUAGAGGAGAUUGCUCAUAUCAGAAAUGAGGUAGCAGAGAUUCGAAGGAAAGAAAUAGUUGAGGAAACAAUGAACAAUACUGGCAAAACUCAAACUCCAUCAAGUUUGGCAAGGUCUACAAUCAUGAAUGAUGAAGUUGUGGGUUUUAAGGAUGUCAUAGAAAGAUUAAGAGACAAACUAGUAAGAGGAACCAAAGGGCGAGAUGUUAUCUCGAUAACCGGCAUGCCGGGUCUAGGCAAGACGACUCUAGCCCGCAGACUCUACUCUGACAAGUUAGUUGUUUCUCACUUUGACAUCCGUGCACAGUGUUGUGUGUCUCAAGUAUAUUCACGUAAGAACUUGUUACUGGAGAUUCUACAUGAUGCUACCGGUAAAGACUUUGAAUGUGGAGAAAAACGUGUUGAUCAAUUAGCUGAUGAGCUACGCAAAGCUUUAUACUCCAAAAGAUAUCUCAUCCUUGUUGAUGAUGUGUGGGAAGCUAGUGCGUGGGAUGAUAUAAUAGGAUGUUUUCGAGAUGCCAAUAAUGGAAGUAGAAUCAUUCUAACAACUCAAAAUUAUGAAGUUGCAAAUUACGCUAGAUUUCAAAGUGAUCCCCUUCCACUUCGUAUGUUUAAUGAUGAUGAAAGUUGGAAGUUACUUAGGAAAAUUGUGUUUGGAGAAGAAAAAUCCCCUCCUCUCCUAAUGAACAUUGGGCAACAAAUAGCAAAAAAGUGUGGCCAGCUGCCUCUUUCAAUUGUCUUGGUGGCUGGUAUUCUGGCAGAGACGGAGAAGAAAGAAGAAUGUUGGGAACAAGUGGCCAAAAAUUUAAGUCCCUACAUUCACAGUAACUCAAGGGCCACUAUAGAACAUAGUUAUCAAAAUUUACCCUAUCAUUUAAGGUCUUGCUUUCUAUACUUCGGAGCAUUUUUAGAGGACCGUGUGAUAAAAGUUUCAAAGUUAAUAAAGUUAUGGAUCUCAGAAGGAUUUAUAAAAGGUUGUGAAGGCAAGAGUAUGGAGGAUAUAGCUGAUGGUUAUUUAGAGAAUCUUAUUAGAAGAAAUCUAGUGAUGGGAACUAAGAAGAGUUUUGGAGGUAAGAUCAAAGCAUGUUACAUUCAUGACCUAUUGCAUGAUUUCUGUAAGGAGAAAGCAAAAGAAGAGUAUCUUCUGCUGUGCAUAAAAUGGGAUCAACAUAUCAAUCCUUCUUACCUUGUUUGCUAUGACAAGCAACUUGCUCAUCGCACGUCCGUUUAUGGUGAUGGGUAUCGUAUUGGAGAUUGGAGCUCGUGUUUGCCACAUGUUGGCUCUAUAAUUUUGCAUAACAAUGCAUUUGGCACCGUCUCCCACAAUUUUCACAGCUUUAAGCUUUUAAAAGUGUUAGAUUUGGAGUCCAUAAUAAUUGAUUCUAUCCCAGUUGAUCUAGUUUACUUGAGGUAUUUUGCUGCACGAACUCAAGUGUCGUCACUUUCAUCAUUCACAGCCAACCGUUGGAACCUUGAAACUUUGAUUUUACGGGAUAGUCAUUAUCAAGAUGCAGAUAUGUCACUACCCGUUGCACUCUGGGAGAUGGUUAAUUUGAGAUAUCUGCAUAUUUCCAAGAGCAACUUCAUUAUAGAAUCUGCAGAAGAAUUACUUGAGAACUCCAAAAAACUUUAUGAUUUGAAAGCUCUUUCCACUCCAUACUUUUCUUGUAUUCAGGAUGCUGAAUUGAUUUUGAGAAGAACACCUAAUCUUCGGGAACUGAGAUGUGAAGUCGAUGGUGUUGACAACUUUCAGUACUAUGUAUUGAAGUUUCCAACAUGGAUUGGAAUUCUGAAGAUUUUUGGCAGAUACACAUCUUUAGCUAAAACCAUCCCCUUUUCCAUCUCUGCUCCAAAUCUCAAAAGCUUGACAGUAUGCUAUUUUUUCAUGCAUCCUCAGCACUUAUCAGAAAUUGCUUCGUUUCAGAAUCUUCAAGUACUGAAACUGCAACGCAUUCACUUUGACAAUGAGAAAUGGGAAGUGAGGGAUGGCGAGUUCCCUCGACUCAAAGUCUUGAAACUACAAAUGAUAAAGUUCUUUAAAGAAUGGACUAUCGCUGACAUUGCCUUUCCCAACCUUGAACACUUGGCUUUGCAUGGUUGCGAAUUUCUUAAGGAGAUCCCUUCUUGUUUCGGAGACCUCUGUUCUCUAAAGUCCAUUAAGGUAGAAUAUUGCAAUAAAUUUGUCGACAAGUCAGCAAGGGAUAUCUGGGAAACACAAGUUGAAGAUUAUCAGAAUUCUAGCUUCGAGGUCUUUAUCCAGGAGUACUGGUGGAAUAGUAACAAUUCAUAUUCAGAUGAUGAUAAUAAUAAUGAUGAUAGUGGCGGUGGUGAUGAUGAUAAUAAUGAUACUAACGAGGAGAAGGAGGAGGAUGAGUAUUUAGCCAAGGCAAUUAGGAAGAUCAUGAACUUUUAUAGUUAGUAUGUUU
Molecule: messenger RNA, 3286 nt
Organism: Nicotiana tabacum (common tobacco)
Lineage: Eukaryota; Viridiplantae; Streptophyta; Magnoliopsida; Solanales; Solanaceae
Product: putative late blight resistance protein homolog R1A-3
Biological process (GO): defense response to other organism
Molecular function (GO): ADP binding
Source: RefSeq, a predicted model, not a curated record